CCCACUUCGCUAAUAAAUCCUACGUCGCACAGUUGUUCGUUUCGAAUUCAGGCACAUGCUUUGAAACCAGACCAUGGAACAAGAAGCAGCACUUCCGCCAUUUCUACCUCUGCAACUCCUCUUCCUCCUCCUCGCUCUCCUCCUCCUCGUCCUCCUCCGCGGGCUCGCCGCCGAUCUCCGGCGAGCGGCGGAGGCCCCCGGCUGCCGCGGCCCCCCGAGCUACCCCGUCAUCGGGUGCUUGGUGUCCUUCUACCGGAACCGCCGCCGCCUCCUGGGAUGGUACACGGAGCUCCUCGCCCGGUCGCCGACGCAGACCAUCGUCGUCCGGCGGCUCGGCGCACGCCGCACCGUCGUGACGGCGAGCCCCGAGAACGUGGAGCACAUCCUCCGGACGAACUUCCACAACUUCCCCAAAGGGAAGCCGUUCACGGAGAUCCUCGGCGACUUCCUCGGCCGCGGCAUCUUCAACGUCGACGGCGAGCUUUGGCGGAGCCAGCGGAAGCUCGCGAGUCACGAGUUCAGCGUCAGGUCGCUGCGAGACUACGCGGCGAUGACCCUGAAGGAGGUGGUCGACGGCAGGCUAAUGCCGGUCCUUGAGUCGCUGUCGGUGGAGGGGAGGACGGUCGACUUGCAGGAGCUGCUGAAACGGCUCUCGUUCAACAUGAUUUGCAGAGUUUCGCUCGGGACCGAGGUUUGCUCUCUCGAACCUUCCCAGCCUGGCUCUCCGCUUGCCAGAGCGUUCGACAUUUCGUCGGCGAUCUGCGCGCGCCGCGGAGCGGCGCCUGUAUCAGCAAUAUGGAGGAUCAAGAGGCGGCUCGGAGUCGGAUCGGAGCGCGAGCUGAAGCGGGCAGUCGACGAGGUGCACGCGAGCAUUGGUCGGUUGAUUCGUGAUCGAGCGGAGCGAAUCUUCGAAACUGGGGAUCGCUGCUCGAGCAGUCAAUCGGAUCUCUUGUCGCGCCUGGCGACGGCGGGCUACGGCGAGGAAGUGAUCCGAGACACGGUGAUCAGCUUCAUAAUGGCCGGGCGAGACACGACCUCGGCGGCGAUGACGUGGCUCUUCUGGAUGCUCUCCCGGAGCCAGGAGGCGGAGCGGGAGCUGAUCAGAGAAGUCGACAGCGCCGCGGCGGAGCUGGACUACGACUCGCUGAAGGAGCUCAAGUUCCUGACCGCGUGCCUGUGCGAGGUGAUGAGGCUGUACCCGCCGGUCGCGUGGGACUCCAAGCACGCCGUCGGCGACGACGUCUUGCCGGACGGGACUCCGGUCCGGGCCGGGGACAGGGUGACGUACUUCCCCUACGGGAUGGGGAGGAUGGAGGCGAUCUGGGGGACCGAUCGGUUCGAGUUCAAGCCGGGCCGGUGGUUCGAGGGACCGCCGGAUGGGAAGCCCAGAGGGGAGCUGAAGAAGGUGUGCCCAUACAGGUUCCCGGUCUUCCAGGCCGGCCCGAGGGACUGCAUCGGGAAGGAGAUGGCGUUUAUGCAGAUGAAGUACGUGGUGGCCUCGGUGAUGCGCCGGUUCGAGAUCAGACCGGUCGAUAGGGGCGACCGGGUCUUCGUGCCUCUCUUGACGGCCCACAUGGCCGGCGGGCUACCGGUUCAGAUCCGCAAGAGAGAGCGCCCGAUCGCGGCUCCGGCCACGAGCCAAUGGCUCUGAGAAUGUGAUCUUUUGGGGGGGUCGACACAAGAAUGUUGUCAAUUUUUUCUGUUAGUAUAUAUCAGGAGUUAAGGGGCCGAUUGCUGUGAUGAAGAUCACUUUUUUCGCCAAAGUUCUUUGGCACUUUCCCUGAUGUUCUGGCCAAAAGUUAGGUUUGCCCAUUGCGGCUCAAAUUGGUGAUGAUGAUUAAAAUAAAGAAAGGGUGAUAGCACAUGGCGAAUGUGAUCCAGAUGACACAAAACCAAAUGCGGGGAGACAUUCAGAAUCCUAUGCAUCUUGAACUUUCGUCCGAAUUGUUCAAUCGCUAUGAAUUACAUCCCGUGAAGAUUUGUCGCUCCAGCCGAGUUUGUUCAUUCGAAGCAACAUCCCGAUCUUUUAGCUGGCGAAGCAAAAGACGUGUGAACAAAUUUGAGAUUUACCCUUUCGCGUAUAAUAUCGUGGAAAGCAUGUCCAAGGAUCGUUCUGUUUCGUACUUAUGUCUCGCGUAAUGGUUAUGCAUGGCGUGAAAUACUAGAAAUGGACAUGUUCCGUUUUUUCUUUUUAAAAGGGGAAAACACCCAGUUUCAU
Syzygium oleosum is the source of this 2218-nucleotide messenger RNA. Its product is annotated as cytochrome P450 94B3-like. The transcript has a single exon. The coding region runs from base 74 to 1651 and encodes 525 amino acids. The record is from RefSeq and is a predicted model, not a curated record. Lineage: Eukaryota; Viridiplantae; Streptophyta; Magnoliopsida; Myrtales; Myrtaceae. Gene Ontology annotation, molecular function: monooxygenase activity; iron ion binding; heme binding.